GCAUCCCUCAUUUCUGGUUGGACUCACGUGAGACGUAGCUCGUAGCUGAUUUCAGUUGUUACCGUUGACCAUGUGCAGCAGCAACAGUAAUGUUUUUUCUGGGGGCGAGGUGAUGCAAAACUACGAUCUAGGUCGGAAAGAUUUCGUGUAUAUGAAGGAAAUGGACGAAAUUUUCGAAAAAAAGACCAACAUUUACCCGGAGAUUUUGCUUGAUGGUGCAAACGUUGUGGCGGAGGCAGCGACCACCAACCAACCAAGCGACCAGGCUGUUCCAGGUCCAUCGGGAUACUCGACGAAGGACUCUGCAAGUACAUCCACCCCUCCUCACAAGAAGCUUAAACUGAAGAGUCGCACAGUAAGAGAUUUCCAAGAAGAGAGGAGCAAUUAUUUACAGGAGAGGCUUGAGAUGGAGCGGGAAAGACAGAAAAAGAGAGACGAGAGGGAGAAAGAGAGGCUCCAGUUGAAACGGGAAAACUUGGAACUGAAACGUGAAUGGAUGGAAGUUAAUCGUUCUUUGCUGAAUGCAACGUUGGAGCAUAAUAUGCUCCUCAGGAAGUAUUUUGAGGCUCGGAUGAGUUCUCUUACAAAAUUUCAUUUUUAAAUCUUUUCUUUAUAUUGUGCCCUUUCAAUUUUUAUAAUUUAUGUAUCACAAAUAUUGCUAAUUAUAUCUUGAACUCUCUGCUAGAUACCUAAACUUUAAGUAGUGGUUUGUUAGUGAUAAGUGUUGGAAUUUGAUAGGUAUUUACCACUUGCUCUAUUGCUGAUAAAAUGCAUGGCAGAGGGUGUGUGCCAUUUAUUAGAUUUUCCCAUUAUGUUCAUGUAGAAGUGCCUCUGUGUGAGCUGUAUUUGGUCUAAUCUAGUCUCGAUCCCUACAGGAGUUAUGUGUAGAAGACUAGUACAGUCAUUUAAAGCUGUUUCUUAAAUCUUUGUGAGUAGGCUUUCUUGGGACACUGUGACUGUUAGUCUACCAGUUCAUUUAAAGCAUCUGUGACACUUUCAUGAAUCCACCAUGUGACUAUUUGUUCAGUCUGUAUAUUCAAUAUACCUCUUUGUUUGGUUAUGAGUCUCUCACUCUCAAGCAAUAGUCUAGGGAUGGUGGCAAAAGUGAUUUAUAAGCAAUCUUCUUUGUAGACUGAUUGCAUUUCCCUUGUAUUCUACAAAUAAACCAAAAUCUGAUUUUUUUUUUAAAAUGUCUGUCCCCAAAUAGAUACUUCGGUCAGUUCGGGACUGUGUGGCAAGUCAUUCUUUCAUUGCUCUAUUUUUCCUCCAGUAUUUUCUCAUCGUGUCUUCCCUUCAGAACAGCUCACACUGAUCAAUGCUUCUGCGUUUGGAAUCCUAAAUCUGAAACCUUACAGGGGGUGGGGGGAGAGCUACUUUCAUUUAUAAUUAACUGCUAAGAUAUUGCUUGUUCAUUUGUUCCCACAUAUCUGGAGAUAAAUUUCUUAGGCUGUUUUCAUUUGUCCUGUUUAACUCAAAAAAAAAAAAAAAAAAAAAAAUUCAUUUACUCAUUUUUUAUAUUGUCAUUUGUUUUAAUGCUUUGCAUGUUAUUGGCCCUAAGAAAUUUUAGUCACGCAGUUUCUUCAUAGUUUUGUUAUAUUACAAUUAACUGCUAGGCAUUAAUUUAUAGGUCAUUCAUAGUGAAGCACAGUUGUUUUAACCCUUGUAAAAUUAACUUUGCAUUCAUUCUGUUCUAUUUUGUGUAUAAAUUUGAUAUUUUUCUAAUUAAUUUAUUGAAAUAUCUUCAGAGUUACUUGAACUUUCACCUAUUUGACCAUCAUUAAGUUUUCGAUGUAAAUUAGCUUUUAUUUUCAGAGGUUGUUCUGUGGGAUUCAGUGGUUACUGAUCAGAGAUUUCUAAAUAUAGUACAGCAGAAUUAGGUGCAAAUGCGAGGUAAUUUAAAGUUCAUUAUCUUCCCAUCCAGAUAAUCCAUGAGACUGAUUUACAGCUCCAUGACUAAUAUGCAAAUCCCAAACAAGUGCCUGGCAGCUAGUUCCACUCGAAGCAAGUGGGGAAAAAUUAACUUCAGUCAAUUUGUGUGUGUUCAGAUUUAUUGUUUUCAUUUCUGUGUUGUUGCACAUAUUUUCACAUUUACAGGAGAAAGCUGUCAUUUCAUGACAUCCUCAUACCACAAAGUACCUUUAAUUGUUGCCACGCAAACUUGCAUAUGACACACCUCUCUAUUUUGUAAUACAAAAUGAGCUGCCUUUAAACCUUUUUGGGGUCUUCAGUCAUAAGAAUCCCAUACUGUGAAGCAGUUCUGUGGCAGAGGAUGGACAAGUGUACUGUAAGCAACCUCUUUUGUGGUGCUGUUAAAUCUUCAGUGUCCUGCCAAUCGGAUACAGUCUCUCGUUUGCCUCCCCAACAUUUUCUCUGUGAUCAUUAGCUACAAUGUUAGGAAGAGUGCCUGGGACUCACAGUUUGGUCAUCUUUCCAUAUGUUUAUUAUUAAGUACCUAGGACAUGUCACCCAUAAACUAACUUAUAUGACUAAUUACACUGUUAUGGAUUUAAAUUUACUCACACCAAAAUUAGUUGAUGCAGUAGUUGUUUGAGUUUAUUAUAAAUGAUUUUACGAACCACAUAUUCCGUAUUGUGUUAAUCAUUUCUUCAAAUUGCAUGCUUUGUCCUGUUUCCUUACUAAAGUCCUUAUGAGCUCAACAUCUUGUCAUGCAAAUGAUAGGGUGUUGGCUCAUUGUUUUUACAGGUUGAAGCUGAGGGCAUCAGAUGUCGCGUCUGUGAAGAGCAACGGAGGAGUAGUGAUUAUAAACUGUAAUUUUGAACUGUGCAUUUGGUGAUUAUAGUUUCAGUGUAAUUGUGGCUUGUCUUUGUGUUUGUAGUUAAAUUGUAAUUGGGAACUGUGCAUUUGAGUA
Schistocerca piceifrons (Central American locust) is the source of this 2869-nucleotide messenger RNA. RefSeq lists its product as uncharacterized. NCBI's taxonomy places the organism in Eukaryota, Metazoa, Arthropoda, Insecta, Orthoptera, Acrididae. The coding region runs from base 71 to 601 and encodes 176 amino acids. The record is from RefSeq and is a predicted model, not a curated record. The transcript is spliced from 4 exons.